This is a messenger RNA of Carya illinoinensis, 2640 nucleotides long. RefSeq lists its product as uncharacterized. The transcript has 2 exons. Lineage: Eukaryota; Viridiplantae; Streptophyta; Magnoliopsida; Fagales; Juglandaceae. Bases 1 to 2640 code for a protein of 879 amino acids. The record is from RefSeq and is a predicted model, not a curated record.
AUGGCGAGCGAGGCCUUGGUUUGGUAUCAAGAUGGUGUUGAAUCAGGCCAAUUUACAUCAUGGGAAACCUUUGUGAGAUCUUUGUUAAUGCGUUUCGGACCAACGGCAUAUGAUGACCCUAUGGAGGCCCUCACACGCCUCAAACAAACCUCAUCAGUAGCUGCCUAUAAGUCACAGUUUGAAGCCUUGUCAAAUCGUUUAAGGGGUUUGUCCGAACAUCAUAAGCUCAGUUGCUUUAUGAGCGGGUUAAAGGAUGAGAUUCGUUUACCUAUACGGAUGCUCAACCCCAUUAAUAUGGGCGCUACUUUUGGCUUGGCCAAGAUACAAGAGGAAUACCUCUCAGCUGCAAGAAACAUCCCCAGAUUUGGGUUUGCCCAAACUGGAAAUUUUCAAUCGUUUGGCCAACCGGUGGACACCACUUCUAGAAACUCUCGCUAUAUUACUCCCAAGAGAAGAAUCCAAUCAGCCGCAAUGGAUGAGAAGCGCCGGAAGGGCCUUUGCUAUCACUGCGAUGAAAAAUGGAAUCCAACUCACGUAUGCAAAGCCCCACGAGUUUACGUAAUGCAGGCUGAGGAGGAAGGCCAGGUAGAUGGGAUUGUAGUGGAAGAAGAACAGGCGCUGGGUGUAACAGAGUUAGGGGGAACUUCAGCAACAGCACCACUGGAAACAGUGGAAAAAGAACCGGAGAUAUCACUCAAUGCCAUUUCUGGCACUCCGGGUAAUAAUACCAUGCGGCUCCUAGGAAGAAUCGGUCAAGCACAAGUGGUCAUCUUAAUCGAUUCAGGGAGCACUCAUAACUUUAUUGACACAUCAGUACCAGAGAAGGCAAAGAUCGAGGUAGAUACAACCCAACAGCUACAAGUUCGAAUAGCUAAUGGCGACAUCAUCCAAACUGAAGGUUACUGCAGUAGUGUGAGAACCAACCUGCAAGGUACACAAAUUAACCCUUCUUUUUAUGUUUUAUCUUUGGGGGGUUGCGACAUUGUCUUGGGAGUGAGUUGGUUGAUGACUUUGGGCCCUAUUAUUUGGGAUUUUUCCGCUUUAACAAUGCAUUUCGAAUAUAAGGGGAAGAAAAUCUGUUUGAAGGGGCUGAGCCCUUCCGGGUUAUCUUUGGAGGGUAGUCAUAAAGCCCUCUUACAAUCCUUAAGGCGUGGGCGGGGAAUAUUAUUACAGCUGGUAUGUAAUACGCUGGAUAAGCAGCCCAUUACAGUCCCUCAGGAGGUUCAGGAGAUUUUGGAUGACUUUCAGCAAGUUUUUGCAACACCUAAAGGGUUACCCCCCUUUAGAGCUCAUGACCACAGAAUCAUCUUAAAAGAAGGCACUCAGCCUAUUUCAACCAUACCAUACCGCUACCUGCAUUAUCAAAAGGCCGAGAUAGAGAAAAUCAUUUCUGAAUUACUCUCUACUGGGGUAAUACGACCCAGUAACAGCCCUUUUUCAUCACCAGUUUUGUUAGUAAGGAAGGCAGAUGGUAGUUGGCAUCUUUGUGUGGAUUAUAUGGCAUUGAACAUGGAGACAGUUAAGGACAAGUUUUCCAUUCCUGUCAUUGACGAGUUAUUGGAUGAGUUAUAUGGUUCAAUAGUUUUUUCUAAGCUGGAUUUGCGCUCGGGUUAUCACCAAAUCCGAGUCGCCCCGGAAGACGUAUCUAAGACAGCUUUUAGAACACAUGAAGGUCACUACGAGUUCCUCGUAAUGCCUUUUGGAUUGACCAACGCCCCAUCCACGUUUCAGGGCCUUAUGAACACCAUAUUUCGUCCAUUUUUUAGGCAAUUUGUGCUUGUUUUUUUCGACGACAUUCUGGUUUAUAGCAGGUCAUGGAAGGAACACUUGGGUCACCUUCAUCAGGUUUUGGAGGUGCUGAAUAGCCACAAACUUUAUGCUAAUAUGUCAAAAUGCAGAUUCAGGUUACAGGAGAUUGACUACUUGGGGCAUGUUAUCAGUUCAGAAGGAGUUAAAGCUGAUGCUUCAAAAGUGGCAGCAAUGCUGGAUUGGCCAGCACCCACUACUCUGAAAUCUUUGCGUGGGUUUUUGGGCUUAACGGGCUAUUAUCAUGCAGACAAGGCUUUUGGGGAGCUCAAAAAGGCUGUUUCUGAGCCCCCAGUCCUAAGGCUACUAGAUUUUUCACACCCUUUCACUAUUGAAUGUGAUGCAAGUGGAAAGGGUGUCGGUGCAGUUCUAAUGCAAUUCAACCAGCCCAUUGCCUUCAUGAGCAAAGCUUUAAAAGGCAAGGCCCUAUUGCUUUCCACCUAUGAGAAGGAAUUUUUCGCGGUGGUUACAGUAGUUCAGAAAUGGAGGCCUUAUUUAUUGGGCCAGUCCUUCAUCAUUAAGACAGACCAGCAGGCCUUGAAAUAUAUUCUGGAACAAAGAGUGGCAACAGUAACUCAGCAGAAGUGGCUCACCAAAUUUCUCGGCUAUGACUUCACUAUUUCGUACAAGAAAGGAAAAGAGAAUAAGGUAGCCGACGCCCUGUCUCAAAAAAUGGAAGACCAGCUUAGCCCAGCGGGAGUGCUGGCCAUGAUUUCACUCCCUAACCCUGAAUGGAUUGAGGAUCUAAAAGCCAGUUAUAGAGACUCAGUGGAGAUGGUGGAUCUGAUUACCAGAAUUUCGAGUAACUCAAACCCACCAAAGGCAUCCAGUUAA